AUUUUUAGAUUAGAUGAGCGAAUGAAAGUUGUAAUGAUUUCAAAGGUAAUUAUGUACUUUAUGAAUAUAUUGAAUAUUUUCAUAUGAUUAUUUUUACAUAAAGUUCGAUUAUAAAAAUCUUUAGAAAUAAAGAGAGAGAGAGAGAGAGAGAGAGAAAGAGUGAGAGAGAGAAAAACAGGGAAAAGAGAUAAAGUAGAAAAAAUGAUAAAGCUUUAAUCCGUUGAAUAAGUUUUGAAGUUUUAUAAUAUAGUUAUGGUGUUUUUAAGUGUAUUUUAAGUAAAUCUUUGAAUAUUCUAAAGUAUCUUUUAUCCUAUUUCAUUACAGAUUAGUUAAAAAAUAAUCGUCUUCCUUAUAAACUGCAAUAAAUACUGUAAAAAAAAUUAUCUAUAUUAAAAAGUACUCAAUAUUAUAUAAAAUACAUUAAUUAGCAUAAUGAAAGAGUUAUUAUCACAAAUUUCCGCUCAUAUAAAUAUGUUACCGGUCAAUUAUUUGAAGGGUAUCUGUAUGCAACAUAUUUUUUGCAUUAGGCCUAGAUGUACAUUACAUUAAUCCAUAUCUUUUUGUUUUUUCCCCCUUCUCCCCACCUCUUUCCUGAUAAUAAACAAACUAGAUAUUCCGAAAAGUUGAUAAGCUAAGACCAAUAGUUUGCUGCUAUUACCAUGGCGGAAAAAGUUUCAAGGCUUCCGAAUUGGAUAUUCAAUUGACCAAAACUCCAAAUCCCAAACCGGAUGACAAAAAUUUGCCAUUUGGUAAGACUUUUUCGGAUCAUAUGCUAAAUAUAGACUGGGAUCCGAAAAUGGGAUGGUCCAGACCAAAAAUUUUACCUUUUCAAAAUUUUAGCAUGCAUCCAGCUAGUAAGGUUUUCCAUUAUGGAAUUGAGCUCUUCGAAGGAUUGAAGGCCUAUAGGGGUGCAGACAAUGUUAUCAGAUUAUUUAGACCAGAUAAGAAUAUGGAAAGAAUGAUUGAGACGGCGAAUCGGUGCGAAUUUCCAGAUUUUGAUGGUAAUGAACUGAUCGGUUGUAUUAAAAAAUUGAUAAGCAUCGAUAGAGAUUGGGUACCAAAUUCUCAAUCAUCGACUCUCUAUAUAAGACCAAGUAUGAUUGCUACAGAACCAUGUAUUGGGAUAGGUUUUUCGAAUCAAACGAAAUUGUUCGUGAUUACUGGACCAGUUGGAGCCUAUUAUCAGACUGGACUUAAACCAGUUUCCCUCUUAGCCGAUCCUCAAUUCGUUAGAGCUUUUGAAGGAGGAACCGGAUACUAUAAAAUGGGAUGUAACUACGCGCCAACCAUUCAAAUUCAAUUGAAUGCUCUAAACGACCAUAAUUGCCAACAAGUUUUAUGGUUAUACGGUCCUGAAAGGGAAUUAACGGAAGUAGGGACCAUGAAUAUAUUUAUCUAUUGGAUUAAUGAAAGCGGCGAAAGGGAACUGAUUACUCCAUCUUUAGAAAAGAAGAUAGUGUUACCUGGUGUUACUAGAUUAUCUCUACUUGAGCUAACAAGAAAAAAGAAGAAAUUUAAGGUAACUGAAGGCAGAAUAACAAUGAGUCAAAUAAUAAAAGCCUUGAAUGAGAAUCGUCUAAUAGAAAUGUUUGGUUCGGGAACAGCUUGCGUAGUUUGUCCAGUAAAUAAAAUUCUAUACGAUAAAGAAUGGUAUGAAAUUCCAACUAUGGAACAAAAGGAGCCACUUUGUUUGCAAUUAUACAGCGAACUAACUGAUAUCCAAUACGGCCGAAAAUCAUCAGAUUGGGUAGAAGAAGUUGUAGAGAGUACCAAUGAAAAAGAUGUUCUUUCCAACUAUAAUUUAUGA
Messenger RNA from Dimorphilus gyrociliatus, 1807 nucleotides. The record is from the annotation of a GenBank genome assembly. NCBI's taxonomy places the organism in Eukaryota, Metazoa, Annelida, Polychaeta, Dinophilidae.